Morchella sextelata is the source of this 4314-nucleotide messenger RNA. RefSeq lists its product as uncharacterized. Gene Ontology annotation, molecular function: nucleic acid binding. Gene Ontology annotation, biological process: DNA integration. Lineage: Eukaryota; Fungi; Ascomycota; Pezizomycetes; Pezizales; Morchellaceae. The transcript has 5 exons. Bases 1 to 4314 code for a protein of 1437 amino acids. The record is from RefSeq and is a predicted model, not a curated record.
AUGUCCACCCCCAACCCACCUACAUGGGCCCCACCCAACGAUGUAGAAGAAUUCAAGCGACAGUAUGAGGUCGACGCUGCCGAAUUAUUUAAGAAUAUCGCCGUCCUUGUCCAGCGCAUCCGCCUCCAGAGGGAUACCCUUAGUACACAAUUCGCCGCCGCCAAUGAAACCAUUGACAACCUCGAGGAGCAGGUAAUCCGGCUUAACCUCGACCUCAAUGUCGCCCAUGCCGCCUCCGCCCCUACCGUCGCUGUUCUCGUUGCCGCUGCCCCCCCACCUGCUACCGCCCCCGCCUUCAGGUCCGAAAAGUUCCCAGACCCCGAAAAAUUCGAUGGUACCCGUACCAAGCUGCUCGGAUUCACCACCCAACUUCGAAUGAAACUUGAGGUCAACCACGAUCGGUUCCGAAAUGAGGCAGCAAAAGUUAUCUAUGCCAUCAGUCGCUUGGAAGGAAGGGCCCUUGACCAGGUCGUUCCACUCGUUAACGCUAACCCUGCUGCCCCCUUCUCCUCCGUCACUGCCUUUGUUGCCCACCUGGAAGCCUCGUUUGGAGACCCAGAUUCCCGGGGUACCGCCCGUCGUCAACUCGUUGCCCUGAAGCAAGGCAAAGGGGACUUUGCCACCUAUUACUCACAGUUCCUCCGUAUUGUUGCCUACCUAUACUACAACGAAGGAGCCAAGAUCGAUGCCCUGACCGAAGGACUGUCGGAAGACCUGAAGGACGCAAUAACAUACCGGACAGAUAGGCCUAAUACCAUUGAGGCAUAUGCCACCAUGUUCGGGGCCGUAAAGCUGAACAAUGGGCUAUUCGGAAUACGAUGGGACAAUUUACCGCCCCCGCCGCUGUCGCACACCCAUCUCAUACCGCCGGAGGCCUCACCCCAAUGGACCUCUCCGCCCUCCAAGCCCGUCCCACUCAACGCCCUGCCGCCGAACAAUGAUACACCUUUGUCAAUGGACAGCGCAAAACCUCUGCCGCCGAAAAACAAUGGCGAAGGGACAACAAUCUCUGUAUGUACUGCGCCAACCCUGGCCAUGUCUUCGCCAACUGCCCCUCUGCCAAUCGCCCGCACGUCCCGCCUCCUCCGAGUCGGGUUUUCAGUAGUCCCGGGCUUGAUCAAUGGCCCCUGCCCGAGACCUUCCAAUGUUUCUCCUUUGUCUGCGUUUUCUAUCUCUGGCUUCUCGGUAUCGUCUGUGGAGGAUAAAUUGGAUGGGGAUCAUUUUGUUGCUUCUUGUAAAAUUGUAAACAAUAAAAUAUCCAUUCAAACCCACGCAUUGAUUGAUACCGGUUGCUCCGGAUCCACAUUCAUUGAUGAAACAUUCGCGCGCCAUAACAACCUCCUAUUUCUCCCCCUUCAAUCACCCCGCACUCUGGAAGUCAUCGACGGACGGCCCAUAUCUUCCGGACAAAUAACCCAACUCUGCUACCUACCGCUAUCAAUCGACUCCCACCAUGAAACUAUCCCCUUCUUCGUCACCAAACUCGGCUCGUAUCCACUCGUACUCGGAAUCCCCUGGCUUCAACUGCACGACGUCACAUUACGGUUUAAAGACAAUAGUAUACUGUUCGACUCCGAAUACUGCAAACGCAAGUGCAACUCUUCUGCAACACCCGUUCCCAUUAGAGUGGUUGCACCACCGCCCCGUUUCCACCUCGUCAGUUCAGCUGCCCUCUGUCGCUUUGCUCGAAGGGACAAGCUCCAAAUCUUUAGCACAACUAUUGAGGAAAUAGAUCAAACCAUGGGCGAGGCCCCUAAGGAAAACUGGAGGAACCGAGUCCCAACCCGGUAUAAGAGGUUUCACGAGAUGAUGGAUGAAAAGUUCGCUAACGAGAUGCCACCUCGCCGCCCCUAUGACCAUAAGAUACCGCUUAAGGAAGGGAAAGAGCCCCCUUUUGGGCCACUUUAUGGUAUGUCCCGUGAGGAACUCGUUGUGCUUAAGCAAUACAUACAGGACAACCUCCAAAAAGGCUUCAUUCAGGCCAGCUCUUCACCUACCGGUGCCCCUGUCCUAUUUGUUAAAAAGAUCGAUGGAACACUUCGCCUCUGUGUCGAUUAUCGUGGCCUCAACGAACUCACUGUCAAAAACCGCUACCCGCUGCCGCUCAUCCGGGAAACUCUCGACCGCCUUUCCAAAGUCAAGUGGUACACCAAACUUGACCUUCGCCAAGGAUAUAAUCAGAUCCGAAUGGCUGAGGGACGCCUAUUGCGAGUUCUUACACCGGCCCUAUUACACCCUUCGUACCUUCCGGAAUACUCGCUACUCGCCCCCUUGAGAGAGGGUGAAGAAUGGAAAACAGCCUUCCUUACUCGUUACGGACAUUUCGAAUAUACGGUGAUGCCCUUUGGCCUUACCAAUGCGCCGGCCACCUUACAACACUUUAUCAAUGAUUGCGUCCGCGACUACCUUGAUAUGUUCUGUACAGCCUACCUUGACGAUAUUCUCAUUUACAGCGACACCUUCGAGGAACAUCAAGUACACGUCGAAAAGGUCCUGGAAGCCCUACAAAGAAAUGGAGUACUGCUGAAACCAGAGAAAUGUGAAUUUCAUACACAAAGCACCACCUAUCUCGGCCUCAUUAUCGAACCUAAUGGUAUUAAAAUGGACCCAAGGAAAGUGGAGACAGUGAAGAAUUGGACCGUCCCCAAAACAGUUAAGGAUGUGCAAGCAUUUCUAGGUUUCCCUAACUUUUACCGCCGAUCCAUACGCGGAUUCUCGGAACUGGCUUCUCCCCUUACCAGACUGACACGUAAGGAUAUACCAUUCGAAUGGACACCCGAAGCCCAAACUGCCUUCAACGACCUGAAAGAAGCCUUCCCAACCGCUCCUAUCCUUACCUAUUUCGACCCGGAGAAAAAAUUACUGUGGAAACCGAUGCAUCUGACUAUGUCUCUGCUGCACUCCCGCGCUGAACGCAACUACGAGAUUUACGACAAGGAAUUACUGGCGAUUAUUCGAUCCUUUGAGGAAUGGCGACUGGAACUUGAAGGGGCUGCACACCCAAUCGCCAUCAUAUCCGAUCAUAAGAAUCUCGAAUACUUUAUAAGUACUAAGCAACUCAACCGGAGACAAGCACGGUGGGCGGAAUACCUGUCACGGUUUAAUUUUGUCAUUAAGUACCGACCAGGGAAACAAGGAGGGAAACCGGACACGUUGACAAGAAGAUCAGGAGAUCUCCCUGGAGAGGGGGAUGAAAGACAAUUAUAUCAGAGUCAAGUUGUAUUAAAGAAAGAGAAUCUUGACGCAAAGCUAAGUUUGUUGGCGGGUUCUUUCUCAAAUCAGCCCGCUGAAAAGAACGCCUCACUGUAUAGACUAUUCUAUGAAGGAUAUUGCGCUGACCCGUUUCCGCAAAAGAUACUGGAUAUGCGGAAUAAAGGCGAACGACAAUCAAAGGACAUAUCACUCGCCGAAUGCACCGAGGUUGAAGGCCGGUUGCUUUACCGAGAUAGUAUAUAUGUACCCGACUACGACCCUCUCAAGCUCCAAAUCCUCCAACUUUACCAUGACGCUGCCUCCGCCGGAUACCCUGGACGCGAAAAAACAUUCGAACUCAUCAGUCGAGACUACUACUGGCCCCUUAUGCGGAAUUAUAUUGCCCGCUACGUUCGGAACUGCCACACCUGUCAACGAAGCAAACCCAAUACCCAUGGAAAAGUCGGCGUAUUUCGACCUUUACCGAUUCCCGAACAACCAUGGCGGGAGGUAUCAAUGGACUUCGUUACUGGCCUACCGGAGAGCGAAGGGUACGACGCGAUUAUGGUAGUUAUUGACCGGUUAACAGAUAUGCGACAUCUCCUUCCCUGUAAUACCACCAUCAACUCUGAAGACGUCGCCCAAGUAUAUCUGCGAAAUAUAUGGAAGCUCCAUGGGCUACCCACACAUGUCACCUCCGACCGCAGCACGCAAUUUACAGCCAAAUUCUGGAGGGCUCUUUGUAAACACCUCGACAUCGAAGCAAGAAUGUCCACCGCCUUUCACCUGGAGACCGACGGCCAAACUGAAAGGUUGAACGCUGUAAUGGAACAAUACCUACGAGGAUAUGUCUCUUACCAACAGGACGAUUGGGUAAAAUGGCUCCCUAUGGCAGAAUUCUCCGCCAACAAUCAGGUCUCCGCAUCCACCAAAGCUACACCAUUCUUCGCGAACUAUGAUUUCCAACCCCGGUUCACAGUGACGAUUAAACCGCUUGAUGGGACCCCACCGAGUCUCAAUGCUAAAGACUUCGCCUCGAAGAUGAAAGAACUUCACCCACACCUCCGUUCCAACAUCCGUACAGCGCAAGACCAACAAGAGCAGGCCAUUAAUACCAAAUGA